GACUAGCUACUUCCUGUUACUUUCAUUCUCGAAACUGGCGGAUAUUAUUUAGACUGGCAGGGGAAUGCGAUAGUGGAUGAUCUAAGGUGUUUGUAAGAUUCAGUUCCUAUAUCAAGUUAGCCUGUUGAAGAAGAACCCAUGAAUGUGUUACACUAAAGAAGACAAACAAGAUGAAGCUGUCCUUUACCCUGAUCGUGUCUGCGAUAUUUCUUGCUUACAUAGGCCACUCUAUGUGGGUGAUAUAUGGAAUCUUUAACCCUACACCUUGUGCUAAUAGCCAGAGGUGUAUAUAUCCCUUCAUUGGACUGAAACCGGAACCACAGUUACAGCUGCAAGUCUUUACUUCUACAAAGCAGAAAGGUGUCAGUGAAAAUGAUCUUAAACUGAUUUGGAGAAACAACAGCCUGGAUAUUCAUAACUCAUUGGAAAAGGAGUUCAAUGUUUCAAUGCCAUUAAAGACGAGGAGAAAUGGAACUCUGUACAUCCAUGUGUUUGUCCAUCCAAAGGGAGAUGACCCAUUCAACAGCACCUACAGUGUACACACCCAUGUGCCCAUGACAACCUACUCUCUGCCCCAGGCAGAGUUCUUCAGCCUACUUGGUGACAGAAAUGAGAAUGAGAGCCUAGACAGAAACACCCCUAUCAGCCACUGGAGGAAAAAGCUGUUUGUGACGCUGGUAACUGACCCUUUAGCGAUCGACAUGCACGCCAUACCAGCUGACAUUUACAAGUUUAUCAGCCUUGCCCCAAACGGACGCUACCUGCCCAUCGUAUACAUAGAUCAUAUCAGUUUCAGAGUGCGGGAUCUACUGCCAAUCAACAGGAGUUCCAUCACCAUGCCCCUCAGCAUCACCUAUUCCCCGAUCUCCAUAGGCAAGCUGCGAUUCUGGAGCAACAUGAUGGAGUCAAUGAAAAUGCUGCAUGGAUUUGGAUUUUCUGAGAAAGACACGGAUGAAGUGAAAGGAAUCUUUGCAGACACAAAUUUUACAUUUUUGAUGCUUACAUUUGCUGUUGCUGCAUUCCAUUUACUAUUUGACUUCCUGGCUUUUAAGAAUGAUAUAAGUUAUUGGAAGGGACGCAAGUCAAUGGUGGGCUUGUCUUCCAGAGCAGUUUUGUGGAGAUGUGUUUCGACAAUAAUUAUAUUUUUCUACCUGAUGGAUCAGGAGACCAGUUUACUGGUGCUGAUCCCUGCUGGGAUAGGGGCCUUCAUUGAGGUUUGGAAAGUAAAGAAAGCCCUAAAGUUGACAAUACACUGGAGAGGGUUAAGACCCUCAUAUGAGAUUGGUAAGACAUCGGAACAAGAGAAAGAGACCGCAGCAUUUGACUCUGAGGCAAUGAAGUACCUGUUGUAUCUACUGCUGCCGCUGUGUAUAUGUGGAGCAGUGUAUUCUCUCUUCUACACACCACAUAAAAGUUGGUAUUCUUGGUGUAUUCAAAGUCUUGUGAAUGGAGUGUAUGCAUUUGGAUUUCUGUUUAUGCUACCUCAGCUGUUUGUAAACUACAAGUUGAAGUCUGUGGCACAUCUACCAUGGCGGGCCUUCACAUACAAGGCAUUCAACACUUUUAUAGAUGAUAUCUUUGCCUUCAUUAUCACCAUGCCAACAGCUCACAGGCUAGCCUGUUUCCGUGACGAUGUAGUUUUUGUAGUUUAUUUGUAUCAGAGAUGGUUAUACCCAGUGGAUAAAAAGAGAGUCAAUGAAUUUGGAAGGUCAUACGAGGAUGAAGAUGACAAAAAGAAGAAAUAGUGGGCCAAGCAGUUGAUAUACUGAGAAAGGAACAAGUCAGAAUAUUUUAUAUUUCUCAGAGUUGAUGUUGUUUUUUGAAGAAUUAAUGAUGUGUGGUUUUCCUUUAAGGAAAGUUGAAAGUCCUAGAAAUCCAUCACACAAGAUCUUCAAAUAAUGAAGUUUUACAUUAAGGUGUUGAUUACAUCUACAUAUAAACAACAUCACCUGAUUGACACAAAGAUCUAAACACUAAGAAACAACCUUGUAGGUUAUUCCCUGAAACUUAAUUAGCUAUCCACUUAGAAGUUGAUUUCAUUGUUUUAUUAUCUACAUGGUUUACUAUCUACAUGGAUUGUUAUCUAUGUGGUUUACUAUAUGCAAGGCUUACUAUAUACAUGGUUUACUGCUUUAAUAUUCGUAGUACACUAUAAAUACUGAUAUAUUUUGUAAGACUGAUUAUUACCAAGGAAAUUUUAUACCAUAUGAUGUGAAUUUAAAGGAAAAUAAUUUAACAUUAAAACAAAUUCAUAUGUACAUUUUUUUGCAUAGAUCUUUUUCAUACUUGAUAAUAUUUUGAGAAUUUCAUUGGAUAUAUUUUGCAUGCUCUAAAUACCUGCUAGAGAUAAAAUAAUCGAUUAAAAAUUACAUAUUUUGAGUUAUUUGUUCUAGAUAUUAAAAUAUAGGGAUAGUUUUAGCAAAUUCAGUAGUUGAAAAUAUCAAAGUAAAAGUAUUUUUCACCGUUCUAAACCCCUAACAAAAAAGUUAGAGGGGUAUACCGCCCUCACCCCCAUCCCCCAUUAUAGACAGAGGUAUCUACACUUCUGGUAGGACACAGAUAUACUUUUGUCUAACCCUAGAGUAAAGAGGGGGGGGGGAUUUCCCUGUCAUACCAAUUGCAUGACGUCGCGCCGACAAUGCCUUGGUAUCACGUCAACAAUAACAGAUCAUGGAAGAUAACUCUGAUCUGCUGGAAAUAAUGAAAUCAUCAUUUGCAUUUAAUGAAAGUAUUACUUGUAUUUGAUGUGUGUAGAAAAAGUGCACCCCUUAAUUAAAUUAUCAGGUAUCAGAAGUGUAUUGGAAUAUAUCUGCUGAGACACAAGUGAAUAUUUCAAUAAUGCUACUUUAUGACUUUGUGACUUACAGAAAAAAAUCCUUGUUAAAAGUGUCUGUCUAUCUGGGCUUUCACCUUUGUCUUUAUAUCACAUGUAAUUAACCUAUCGAUAAUGUUAGUGGAAACAUUAUGAUACAGGAGAUUAUUAUGAUUUAGAAGUAAUAAAACAAAUAGCCUCUUGAUUUUUUUAAGCAUUGCUGACAUCUAAUUCUUGUUGUGUAGUACGUGUAAUGAAGAUAUUAUGAAGCACUUGUAUUUUAUCUAAUCUGCUAAACAUUUAAGGAUAAAGUUGCAGAAUGAAUCUGUAUUAAACAUGUGUCAAAACUACAAAGACUUGACAUGUUGGCUGCAUUUUACCAUAUUUGUGUUCGGUGGUAAAUUACAAUGUACUUUUUUGUAACAUUUUUGUGAAGAAAAUAGAUCUUCAACAAAGAACGAAAUCCAGAUAUCAGUUAGCUGUUUUGUAUUAAUCCAGAUAUCAGUGUGCUGUUUUGUAUUAAUCCAGAUA
Molecule: messenger RNA, 3343 nt
Organism: Mizuhopecten yessoensis (Yesso scallop)
Lineage: Eukaryota; Metazoa; Mollusca; Bivalvia; Pectinida; Pectinidae
Product: cleft lip and palate transmembrane protein 1-like protein
Exons: 18
Coding region: 171-1745 (524 amino acids)
Cellular component (GO): endomembrane system; membrane
Source: RefSeq, a predicted model, not a curated record